Molecule: messenger RNA, 960 nt
Organism: Homarus americanus (American lobster)
Lineage: Eukaryota; Metazoa; Arthropoda; Malacostraca; Decapoda; Nephropidae
Exons: 1
Coding region: 1-960 (319 amino acids)
Source: RefSeq, a predicted model, not a curated record
AUGUUGCUGUUCCUGGUGCUGCUGUUCAUGAUGUUGCUGUUCCUGGUGCUGCUGUUCCAGGUGCUGGUGUUCAUGGCGCUGAUGUUCUUGGUGCUGGUGUUCCUGGUGCUGGUGUUCCUGGUGCCGCUGUUCCUGGUGCUGGUGUUCCUGGUGCUGGUGUUCCUGGUGCCGGUGUUCCUGGUGCCGCUGUUCCUGGUGUUCCUGGUGCUGCUGUUCUUGGCGCUGCUGUUCCUGGUGCUACUGUUCCUGGUGCUGCUGUCCCUGGUGCCACUGUUCCUGGUGCUGGUGUACCUGGUGCUGUUCCUGGUGGUACUGUUCCUGAUGCCGCUGUUCCUGGUGCUGCUGUCCCUGGUACUGCUGCUCCUGGUGCCACUGUUCCUGGUGCUGGUGUACCUGGUGCUGUUCCUGGUGGUACUGUUCCUGAUGCUGCUGUUCCUGGUGCUGCUGUUCCUGGUACUACUGUUCCUGGUCCCUGGUACUGCUGUCCCUGAUGCCGCUGUCCCUGGUGCUGCUGUUCCUGGCGCUUCUGUUUCUGGUGCUGCUGUCCCUGGUGCUGCUGUUCCUGGUGCUGCUGUUCCUGGUGCUGCUGUCCCUGGUGCUGCUGUUUCUGGCGCUGCUGUUUCUGGUGCUGCUGUCCCUGGUGCUGCUGUUUCUGGCGCUGCUGUUCCUGGUGGUGCUGUCCGUGAUGUUGCUGUUCCUGAUGCUGUUGUUAUUGAUGCUACUGUUCCUGAUGUUGCUGUCCCUGAUGUUGCUGUUCCUGGUGAUGCUGUUCCCUAUGUAGCUGUUCCUGAUGUUGCUGUUCCUGGUAUUGGUGUUCCUGGCGCUGCUGUUCCAGGCGCUAUUGUUCCUGACGCUGCUGUUUCUGGUGCCACUGUUCCUGGUGGUGGUGUCUUGAUGCUACUGCUCCUGGUGCUACUGUUCUUGAUGCUACUGUUCCUGGUGCUACUGUUCCUGGAGUAG